This is a messenger RNA of Hibiscus syriacus, 837 nucleotides long. Its product is annotated as protein SRC2 homolog. The transcript has a single exon. Gene Ontology annotation, biological process: defense response. Bases 1 to 837 code for a protein of 278 amino acids. NCBI's taxonomy places the organism in Eukaryota, Viridiplantae, Streptophyta, Magnoliopsida, Malvales, Malvaceae. The record is from RefSeq and is a predicted model, not a curated record.
AUGGAAUCCAGCAGCAGCUUCAUAGAGGUAAGAGUAAUUUCCUGUAAGUCUCUUAAACCAUUCAACUUCUUCCAGAAGCUCUCAGUCUACGCCCUUGUUUCCAUCGCCACCGACGACGACAAGAACGUUGAUCGGAAACAGCCUCAGAGGACACCCACUGAUCGAGAAGGCGAUGGGAAUCCCGAGUGGAACCAUACGAUUCGGUUCGACUUGUUUCGUGGUUGCGAGAAAUACUUUCUACACUUUGAUCUGUACCACGAGGGAGCAAUGUUCGGGGACAAGUUCAUCGGCGAAGUUGUUAUUCUUUUAGCGGAUCUGAUCCAGGAGUCUAAUAGUGGAUGUGUUAGGUUCGUCACUUAUCAGGUACGGACAAGAGAUGGGAAAUCGAAUGGAGCGUUGGAUUUCUCUUUUAAGGUGAAGGUCGGGGAGGAUCAGGGUUUGAAGAUGGAAUCUCAGGCGAGCCUCAUAACUGGCUAUCCUGAACCUGAGAGCGGAUCUCCGAGAGUCCAAUAUCCAGUUCUAGAUUUAGAAGGUAUGUCAGUGCAGGAUCUGAUUCCGAUCCAACAAACUAAUUAUUGUCUGCCGCCAAAUGGUUACUAUCCGCCUCCACCGUCGUAUCUUCCUCCCCCGGCAGCCGUGGCACAUGGCGGACCUUACUGUUACUACCCGCCUCCUCCACCGGGGUCGGAUAUGUGGGGCCCCGCUACCCUUUAUGGUGGUUAUGGGGUACAUGGUGGGACCCAGCUCGGCUCUGCGGAUGCACCAUUGGAGACAUGGUCAAAUGGUUAUGGGGCUGGUGGUGUGGGAGGAAACUACCAUUCAUCUUCGGGGGAAUAG